AUUUUGCUUGGACGUCGUGGCAGAACUCGCUGAAGGGGAAACUUUUCUUCAAUGACUCUGACGGUCUAUCACAGACAUCCAAAAAUGGAAACGUUAUUUGCAAAGUAUUUCAAAAUUGGGCUGGUCGUUUCAGCAUAUUGGCUGAUAUCCAUUACCAUGGUGUUCACCAAUAAGUACUUGCUCAGCAGUCCUGAUCUUAAGUUGAAUGCACCGAUGUUUGUGACCUGGUACCAGUGUGUAGUCACUGCCAUUCUGUGUAUAAUCCUACGCUUUUUGGCAAAAUUGUUCCCAAACAGCUUCUCAUUCCCAUCCACAGAGAUUGACCUAAAACUCAGUAGAUCAGUUUUACCACUGUCCAUUAUCUUUGUGUCAAUGAUCACAUGUAACAACCUGUGUCUCAAGUUUGUUGGGGUGGCCUUCUACUAUGUUGGACGCUCUCUCAGCACUGUCUUCAAUGUGGCAUUCUCAUACCUGAUACUGAAGCAAGCAACUUCCUGUAAGGCUCUUGCGUGCUGUGGGAUCAUCAUCUCUGGAUUUUUACUAGGAGUUAACCAAGAAGGUGCUGCAGGAUCACUGUCGAUAGCAGGAGUAGUGUUUGGUGUGGCAGCCAGCGCCAGUGUGGCAUUGAACUCCAUUUUUACCAAGAAGGUGUUACCACUCCUGGAUAACAAUGUGUGGCGACUAACCUACUACAAUAAUCUCAAUGCCAUUGUGCUCUUCAUGCCUCUCAUGUUGCUGUUUGGUGAAGUACCAGAAGUCAUUAACUUCCCCAAACUCUGGGACCCGACCUUUUGGCUGUACAUGAAUGUUGGUGGUGUCUUUGGGUUUGCCAUUGGAUAUGUGACAGGUCUUCAAAUUCAGAUUACAUCCCCACUCACACAUAACAUAUCCGGUACAGCCAAGGCAUGCGCCCAAACUGUGAUUGCUUGUGUAUAUUACAAGGAUAUCAAGCCCCUGCUUUGGUGGGUUAGUAAUGCUGUAGUGUUGGGAGGCUCAGGUGCCUACACCGAGGUCAAGCGUAACGAGAUGAAACAACAGCAUCAGGCUGCCGUCUCUCAGCUGGCUAAGAAUAUAGAGGAUGGAAAUGAUGAAAUACCAGCAAAAUCUUAAGCUUUUCCCUGUCACAACUUAUGAGUGACUAGAAAUCCUCAUUGUAUUACUGUCACAACACUAACUUUCUUAUUUGCAGUGUGUGAAGUUCCCAGGUUUAUUUUUGUCCCAUCCUGUGUUGGUGUAGCAGGAUUACUGAUGAACCUAUAUUUUUUCAUAUAAUGUCAGAUAAUCAUUGGGACUAAAAUAAUAGUUACAUUUUCUUCAUCCAUAUGUAGUGAUGUGACUGGAAUCUGUCCUGUGAUUUGCCUACAGUCUCUAAAUACAUCCCUCUUAAAAUCAUGUGUUUGAGAGGUACAUGUCAUAUUAUGUUGAUGUGACUAGUGUAGGUAUAUCACACAUUCUGGCAAAGCAAUAUGUUGAUGUAACUGAAAAUCCUUCAGUCACAUCAAAGUGUAACAGGAAAUCCAUUUGGAGGGCUAUUUAUUCAUUUUGUUGGGGCAUUAUCUACAGCAUCUAUGAGAUAACUAAUAGUAAGUUUGGGUGAAUCAAAUUAUUUUACACAUGUGAAAAAUGUUUACAUGGUAGUAAAAGAUGGGGGAUGUGUUACAUAUGAGUUGACUAAGGAAGCAAUACCUAAUUACCUAUAAGAUAAUUUUAGGAUUGCGGUCUGUGAGUUUUCUCUGGGAAUAAUUUAUAGGUUUUCACAGUUUCUGUUUUCUGAUCCUAUAAAUGUGAUAGUUUAUAUUGUUACUUGUCCACCAUUUAAAUGAUUCAUGUUGUUUUUUUCUCCACCAUUUCUCAAAACCAUUUCACACAUGGUGUAGAUUGUAUAUUAUUUUUGUUGUGGUCUCACAUUGGGCUAUAUUAUUGAUGCAUAAUAUAUAAUCUGCUUAAAGAACAUAUCACUGCCAUGUCUGUUCAGUAAGUGUGACGAAGCAUUCCAAUUCCAGUUCUAUCACAGAAUUUUAUUGAAGCACGAAUCCAGUUUAACUGGAGGAUUUCAUUAAGUCUCGGUAUGUAUGGGAAAAGAAUAAAUGUUCAAUGUUUCAAUGAUUGUUUGUAUAUAUCAAAUCUGAAUUAACUGUGGUGUGUGAUUUGUAUGGACGUUUCUAGAGAAGUUAUGCAGAUUUGACCAUUAUGUGUGUGACACAAUUUGAUGAUUUUACUUAAAACUGACUUCUGUUAUCCUCUGUACAAUAGCUUGUGAACACUCCUUUUGAUGUAAACAAAAAAACUUUGUUCAAUUUCCAGACACAAUGAUAAUAUGAAAAUCUACCUACAAUUGCUGUCAUUUAAUUGUUCUCAGGAGUUUUUCUUUCAGAUUUUCUAUAUUCUUUUGAUACAAAGUUAAUUUUCAUUCUAACAAGUACAAAUGUCUUGGAUAGAAUGAAAAUUUUAAAUUCAUUUGCCCAUUCAGUUAGGAUUGACAUGAAGCUAUUGACCAUUUUAAGUUCCAUACAGGGCAAGUUUACAAAUUUGUGAAUAAGAAUUUGAGCAGUCUGGAUGACACCAUUACAAGAGGCCAUUUAGACUUGUGGACUGUGGAAAUGAGGUGAUUUAGUCUGUGUAAUGGGUGUGUGAGGUGAUUUAGUCUGUGUAAUGGGUGUUUGAGGUGAUUUAGUCUGUGUAAUGGGGGUGUGAGGUGAUUUAGUCUGAAAUGGAAAUGUGAGGUGAUUUAGUCUGUGUAAUGAGUGUGUGAGGUGAUUUAGUCUGUGUAAUGAGUGUGUGAAGUGAUUUAGUCUGUGUAAUGGGUGUGUGAGGUGAUUUAGUCUGUGUAAUGGGUGUGUGAGGUGAUUUAGUCUGUGUAAUGGGUGUGUGAGGUGAUUUAGUCUGUGUAAUGGGUGUGUGAGGUGAUUUAGUCUGUGUAAUGGGAGUGUGAGGUGAUUUAGUCUGUGUAAUGGGUGUGUGAGGUGAUUUAGUCUGUGUAAUGGGUGUGUGAGGUGAUUUAGUCUGUGUAAUGGGUGUGUGAGGUGAUUUAGUCUGUGUAAUGGGUGUGUGAGGUGAUUUAGUCUGUGUAAUGAGUGUGUGAGGUGAUUUAGUCUGUGUAAUGAGUGUGUGAAGUGAUUUAGUCUGUGUAAUGGGUGUGUGAGGUGAUUUAGUCGGUGUAAUGGGGGUGUGAGGUGAUUUAGUCUGUGUAAUGGGAGUGUGAGGUGAUUUAGUCUGUGUAAUGGGAGUGUGAGGUGAUUUAGUCUGUGUAAUGGGUGUGUGAGGUGAUUUAGUCUGUGUAAUGAGUGUGUGAGGUGAUUUAGUCUGUGUAAUGGGUGUGUGAGGUGAUUUAGUCUGUGUAAUGGGAGUGUGAGGUGAUUUAGUCUGUGUAAUGGGAGUGUGAGGUGGUUUAGUCUGUGUAAUGGGGAUGUGAGGUGAUUUAGUCUGUGUAAUGGGUGUGUGAGGUGAUUUAGUCUGUGUAAUGGGAGUGUGAGGUGAUUUAGUCUGUGUAAUGGGUGUGUGAGGUGAUUUAGUCUGUGUAAUGGGUGUGUGAGGUGAUUUAGUCUGUGUAAUGGGUGUGUGAGGUGAUUUAGUCUGUGUAAUGGGUGUGUGAGGUGGUUUAGUCUGUGUAAUGGGUGUGUGAGGUGAUUUAGUCUGUGUAAUGGGAGUGUGAGGUGAUUUAGUCUGUGUAAUGGGGAUGUGAGCUGAUUUAGACUGUUAAUUCAGAACAUGACCACUCUGGAGGUGUUGUUUUGCCCUAUGUAACAGUGUUACAUGUAUUGGUAUGACUGUUUAGAUAAACUAUUUGUUAAUUUUCUUCAUCCUUGAUUCCAGUGUUUGUUCUUGAAUCAAAGAAUAAAUGUAGAUGUACAUUGUGUACUUUGUUGUUGCCUGGGAACUUAUAUUGUGGGAUAUUGUUAAUGGUGAAGUGUAUAUAAUGGCUGUUCUGUCUAGAAAUAUUGGAUCAAGUUGUUGUGAUGGUUUUGUUUUGUGUGAUAAAAGAUGUAUUUUUUUAUUCUUAAAUAGUUUCAUUAUCAAGCUAUAUUUACAUAUUUAUUAAAAUGGCUGGUGUUUAUAAAUAUUUACCCCAACAAUAGUUUUGGUUGUGCUGAUACAGCGUCAGUACAGCUACAUAUCUGAUAGGGGCGGUUAUGAACAUGACCUUAGUUCUUCCAAUGACAUUAACUCCCAUUCAACAGAAUAAAAAUAUUCCAGAGUUUCUUGAUCACAGUUUUUGUACCAAUGGAAGUCAUAUUAAUCCACCUGUAUACAAAAUCAGUCCCAAGUUAAUGUCCCUCCCAAAGAUUGAAUCCUAAAUAUAAUGAUAUUUACCACCUGGGAGGUGUUUUUGUCAAUCAAUUCACAAUGACAAUCUACUCCAACAAUGUUAGAGGUUUUACAUGGCGAGAUACUUUUAACGGGCGCAGUCGGCAAACUCAUAUCCGAUAGAAAAAGAGCCAACCACAGCCUCUUAUGUUAUAGGAGUAAAUGACAAUCCUAAACAACGGAAUGUCUUUUUCCCAAGUGUUUGUUUACACUUUCAUAAAAUUACCAAAUUUGUUUGUCCUCAAAUAAAAUAUUGAUAAAAAGUAAUAUUCAGUUUGAUUAGAGAAAAUUCUAUCUGAUCGUGAGGAUCACGCCUGAAGAUAAUCCAUUAUUUUGCCAUAUUUGAACAUCAUCAGGAACCUACAAGACUCUGAUCUGUCGUUUGAUUCUAAUGGCCGAGUCUCCUGGGUUUCCGAUGAUAUUUGAAUUGUAUGAAAUGAUACCCACUGAAUUGGAUCAUAGGGCCAAACAUGUGAAAAGGAGACCAAGAGCCUGUGGUGGGUAGUGUGAUGAUUUUGUUUAGGUACUGGUUUUUUAUACGAGGACUAAAGAUAUGAAAGGUCAGAUUUGUAUUGUGGGAUAAAUUGAUGGGUGUAAUAAUAUAUAAACAUUGUAAUCAAAAAAUGUUCUACAAGUUUUGUUACUCUAAAUUAUGACAUUCUACAAGGUGUAAAUAAUUGUGAUGGUGUUUUUACCUUCUUUUUUUUUUAUUCUGUUCUUCGAUUUUUAUUUAAAAUUCCAAAUACAACAUAACGAAGUGGUGAUUUUACAUGUACUUUAUAUUUUCUUGCCUUUUUUUUUCAAAUUUCACUUUUCAUCACCUUGUGGAUGGACUAUGGUAUGUCACAACCUGUGUAGGAUUUGAGUGUGACGUUUCAGAGACCACACUGUGACUUUUCAUCAGACAAAAUCUUUUCUUUGCCUUGUAUUAUUGUACAAGAUGCUGAUAUCACACAAUAUGUUUGUGAUCGACCACAAGGAAAUAUUUUACAUGGAAAAGUUUCAAGGUACCCAAAGAAUGUAUAUUUAUAAUACCUGGUAAUAAUCAAAGAUAAUAAUUUCACCAAAAAAGUUUUUAAAGACAUGAAGUUAAUAUAUCGAGACUUUUGCCCUAUUUGUGAGAGGCACUUCGGGACCAUUCAGGUUAAUUGCUGACCUUGUGUUUAUUUAACCAUGUCAAAACAUAAAAAAAUAAUUUGUUAAAGUUCUUAUUAAAAUCAUGCAGUUUUACCCAUUACAUGUACUUUAUUGAGUUCCAUGUAUUUUCAUUUUCUAAAAGUAUUUUUGAGUUUAUUCUAGAUUAAACUUACUCAAAGUAUUUUUAAAACCAUGCAAUGAACACGCAAUAGAUACAUGAUGUGUAUAAGAUAUGUUAAUGUAUGAUGAUACACUUUCUGAUGCAGUCAAUGUUCUUUGUUUGAUAAAAUCAAUUUAGGUAAGCUAUAGUUCAAUAAUUAUAUGCCUUUUCUUUUUAGAAAUGAUUUUCUAUAUAGAUGUGUUUUUGAAAUUAAUACAGAAAAUAUAAAUAUAUUUAAGAAGUAA
This is a messenger RNA of Pecten maximus, 5847 nucleotides long. RefSeq names its product GDP-fucose transporter 1-like. The coding region runs from base 52 to 1110 and encodes 352 amino acids. The record is from RefSeq and is a predicted model, not a curated record. Gene Ontology annotation, cellular component: Golgi apparatus. The transcript has 6 exons. Gene Ontology annotation, molecular function: antiporter activity. Lineage: Eukaryota; Metazoa; Mollusca; Bivalvia; Pectinida; Pectinidae. Gene Ontology annotation, biological process: protein O-linked glycosylation via fucose; GDP-fucose import into Golgi lumen.